CCCCCCCAGGGCAGGCCCUGCGGACACCCCUCCCUCCGGCUGGCGGAUGCAGUGCCUAGCGGCCGCUCUUAAGGACGAAACCAACAUGAGUGGGGGAGGGGAGCAGGCCGACAUACUGCCGGCCAACUACGUGGUCAAGGACCGCUGGAAGGUGCUGAAAAAGAUCGGGGGCGGGGGCUUUGGUGAGAUCUACGAGGCCAUGGACCUGCUGACCAGGGAGAACGUGGCCCUCAAGGUGGAGUCAGCCCAGCAGCCCAAGCAGGUCCUCAAGAUGGAGGUGGCUGUGCUCAAAAAGCUUCAAGGGAAAAGCCACGUGUGCAGGUUCAUUGGCUGUGGCCGGAAUGAGAAGUUUAAUUACGUGGUGAUGCAGCUCCAGGGCCGGAACCUGGCCGACCUGCGCCGCAGCCAGCCGCGAGGCACCUUCACGCUGAGCACCACGCUGCGGCUGGGCAAGCAGAUCCUGGAGUCCAUUGAGGCCAUCCACUCUGUGGGCUUCCUGCAUCGUGACAUCAAGCCGUCCAACUUCGCCAUGGGCAGGCUGCCCUCCACCUACAGAAAGUGCUACAUGUUGGACUUCGGGCUGGCCCGGCAGUAUACCAACACCACGGGGGACGUUCGGCCCCCCCGGAAUGUGGCCGGGUUUCGAGGGACUGUUCGUUAUGCAUCAGUCAAUGCCCACAAGAACCGGGAGAUGGGCCGCCAUGAUGACCUGUGGUCGCUCUUCUACAUGCUGGUGGAGUUUGCAGUGGGCCAGCUGCCCUGGAGGAAGAUCAAGGAUAAGGAGCAGGUAGGGAUGAUCAAGGAAAAGUAUGAGCACCGGAUGCUGCUGAAGCACAUGCCUUCUGAGUUCCACCUCUUCCUGGACCACAUCGCCAGCCUCGACUACUUCACCAAGCCCGAUUACCAGUUGAUCAUGUCGGUGUUUGAGAACAGCAUGAAGGAGCGGGGCAUCGCUGAGAAUGAGGCCUUUGACUGGGAGAAGGCGGGCACUGAUGCCCUCCUGUCCACGAGCACCUCCACUCCACCCCAGCAGAACACCCGGCAGACGGCAGCCAUGUUUGGGGUGGUCAACGUGACGCCAGUGCCCGGGGACCUGCUCCGGGAGAACACCGAGGACGUGCUGCAGGGCGAGCACCUGAGUGACCAGGAGAACGCACCCCCAAUCUUGCCUGGGCGGCCCCCUGAGGGGCUGGGUCCCAGCCCCCACCUGGCCCCCCACCCUGGGGGUCCUGAGGCUGAAGUCUGGGAGGAGACGGAUGUCAACCGGAACAAACUCCGGAUCAACAUCGGCAAAGUAACUGCAGCCAGAGAGAAGGACGUGGGUGGCCUUCCCCCGCUCCCACCCUGGUUCCCAGCCCACGGCCCCCUUCCCUCUCCUCCUGUGUGCCCUCUCCCCGGCCACACGCCCGCUGGCCCUGCCUCCGAGGCCUCGCCCCAUGUCAGGAUCACCAGCGCCGACCUCCCUCUAUCUCCUUCACCCUGGGAAAAGCACUUGACCCACAGCCACCCUGUUGGCCCCCGUUCAUGGGACUCCCCUCUCCUGCAGACCCCUUGUGUGGUGGAAGAGGAGCAGAGCCGAGGUGUGGGGGUCCCUAGCUCCCCGGUGCGGGCCCCUCCAGACUCACCGACAACCCCAGUGCGUUCUCUUCGCUACCGGAGGGUCAACAGCCCUGAGUCUGAGAGGCUUUCCACAGCGGAUGGACGGGUGGAACUGCACGAGAGGAGGUCACGAAUGGAUCUGCCCGGCUCCCCCUCGCGCCAGGCCUGCUCCUCGCAGCCGGCCCAGAUGCUCUCAGUGGACACGGGCCACCCCGACCGGCAGGCCAGCGGCCGCAUGGACGUGUCGGCCUCCGUGGAACAGGAGGCCCUCAGCAACGCCUUCCGCUCCGUGCCGCUGGCUGAGGAGGAGGACUUUGACAGCAAGGAGUGGGUCAUCAUUGACAAGGAGACAGAGCUCAAGGACUUCCCCCCGGGGGCCGAGCCCAGCACAUCGGGCACCACGGACGAGGAGCCUGAGGAGCUGCGGCCACUGCCUGAGGAGGGCGAGGAGCGGCGGCGGCCGGGGACAGAGCCUAGCGUCAGGCCCCGGGGCCGAGGCAUGCAGACUCUGGCCGAGGAGGACCCUCGGCAGACUCCAUUCCAGCCCCUACCACCCCCGCUGAGCCAGGCCGAAGGCCGGUCAGAGACGUCACAGCCCCCCACGCCCGGCAGCCCUUCCCACUCGCCCCUGCACUCGGGACCCCGCCCUCGACGGAGAGAGUCGGAUCCCACAGGCCCGCAGAGACAGGUGUUCUCCGUGGCGCCCCCGUUUGAGGUCAAUGGUCUCCCGCGAGCUGUGCCUCUGAGCCUGCCCUACCAGGACUUCAAGAAAGAUCUCUCUGAUUACCGAGAACGGGCUCGGUUGCUCAACAGGGUCCGGAGGGUGGGCUUCUCCCACAUGCUGCUCACCACCCCCCAGGUCCCACUGGCAACAGUUCAGCCCCAAGCUAAUGGGAAGGAGGAAGAGGAAGAGGAGGAAGAAGAGGAGGAAGAGGAGGAAGAGGAGGAAGAGGAGGAGGAGGAAGUCGAGGAGGAGGAAGAGGAAGACGAGGAGGAGGAGGAGGAGGAGGAGGGCGAGGAGGAGGAGGAAGGGGAGGAGGGGGAGGAGGCAGUGGCUCCAGGGGAGGUGCUGGGGCCUCGCAGCGGCUGCAGCAGUGAUGGCAGUGAAAGGAGCACGGACCGCAGUCAGGAGGGUGCCCCAUCCACGCUGCUGGCUGACGACCAGAAGGAGUCCAGGGGCCGGGCCUCCAUGGCCGACGGGGACCUGGAGCCUGAGGAGGGCUCCAAAACGCUGGUGCUCGUCUCCCCUGGCGACAUGAAGAAGUCGCCCGUCGCCGCCGACCUGGCCCCCGACCCUGACCUGGGCACUCUGGCUGCCCUCACUCCUCAGCAAGAGCGGCCCCAGCCCACCGGCAGCCAGCUGGACGUGUCUGAGCCGGGCACCCUGUCCUCUGUCCUCAAGUCUGAGCCCAAGCCCCCUGGACCCGGGACAGGGCCAGGGGCCGGGGCAGUGACCGCAGGGGCAGGAGGAGUGGCAGUCACCUCCUCACCCUUCACCAAAGUUGAGAGGACCUUUGUGCACAUUGCGGAGAAAACCCACCUCAAUGUCAUGUCUUCCGGUGGACAAGCCUCCCGGCCUGAGGAGCUGGGCCCUGGGGGUGAGCUGGGCCUGGAGGCACCCUCUGAUGGGAGGGCUGUGGAGGAGGGGGCCUCCGUGCCCCUGGAGAACGGCAUCGCCCAGGCAGGGCUGGAGAGCUGUGCUCCGACUGGCCCCCCCGGGGACAUCCCCGUGGAGGCGGCCACAGACUCACUGCCCAAUGGCCCAGCCCUUGCCAACGGGCCGGCCCCAGCGCCCCCGCUGGAGCCAGGCCCCGAGAAACUGGCCACCGUCUCCCCCAGCCGCCAUGCCACGGCAGGCCCCCGCCCCAGGAGCCGGAUCCCUGUCCUGCUGUCGGAGGAGGACACGGGCUCGGAGCCCUCCGGCUCCCUGUCCGCCAGAGAGCGGUGGGGCAAGAGGGCCCGGCCACAGCAGGACCUGGCGAGGCUGGUGAUGGAGAAGAGGCAGGGCCGCCUGCUGUUGCGGCUGGCCUCUGGGGCCUCGUCCUCCUCCAGUGAGGAGCAGCGCCGGGCCUCGGAGACGCUCUCGGGCACGGGCUCCGAGGAGGACACGCCUGCCUCGGAGCCCGCUGCCCCCAGGAAGGCCGGGGGGGCCGCUGCCACCCGGAGCCGGAUUCCCCGCCCCAUCAGCAUCCGCAUGCCCACGCCCGCCGCGGCCCAGCAGCAGUCCGCGGGCAGCCCCCAUGGCGCUGCCCCCGCCUCCGACACAGCCAUCACCAGCAGGCUCCAGCUGCAGAAGCCUCCAGGGUCGGCCGUGGCUGCUGACCUCCGCCCCAAACAGCCCCCCGGCCGGGGCCCGGGGCCCGGGAGAGCCCCAGCCGGCGCCAGGCCCCCCGCCCCGCGCAGUCCAGGCCCCUCCGCCUCCGCCGCGCCGCGCCACCCCAACGCGUCCCCCCGGAGCCAGUCCCUGUCCCGCAAGGAGAGCUCCUCCCCCUCGCACCAGGCCCGGCCCGCGGGGCCCCCGCCCCGGGGCGCCCCGCAGGCGCGGGCCCAGCCUGAUGGCACCCCCUCCCCGGGGGGCCCCAAGAAAGGACCCAGAGGGAAACUCCAGACUCAGCGCGCAGCAACCAAAGGCCGGGCGGGGGUCGCGGAGGGCCGGGCCGGGGCCAGAUAAUGACGCGCGCGGCUCUCCGCGGCCCCCCACCCUCACCCCGGCCCCCCACCCGCAGCCGGCCACACUGAAACAGCUCCCAGCACAGCCUUACGCGCCUGACGCGCGCCACCCGCGGCCCCAGCUUCCCGCCUGCACCCGCGAGGACGCGCGCCGGCCCGGCCCCGAGGGGGCCGCCGCGCUGCGGGGGGAGGGCCCGCCUCCCGGUCCUCCGCCCCCUCUCCGUGACCCCUGCCCUCCCCCUGCCGCCCUUCGGGUGGGGCAGGCUCACCCUCCGCCCCGGGGAAGGCUCAGCCACUUUUUCACCGAGGACUCCACUCAUGGGGACGUCCCCCGCCCCCACCCGCCAGGCCGCUGCUGCUCUCCGUGCUCCCCCCAGGGACCUCUGCUUACACCUCCUGCGGCGCCUUUCCCUCCUCCUGGCCUUCUCCCAGCCCAAGCCCACCCACUCCCGUUUUCAGAAAGGCAGCCUCAAAUUCCGGAAGUGGAAGCUCCAGCCUACCCUCCCCACUGCCCCCUCCCCCCCAGGGGCCAAAAAGCCUCUUCUCAGCUGCCAGGCUGGGGUUGGGGAGCUGGGACCUAGGGGCCAUUGGUCUACUCAGGUGUGAGGGGGCAGGUCUGACCAGCCCCAAAGUCAGCUCCAUCCUGGACACCCCUGUCGGAAGCAGUGGGCAGGUGAUUGGGGGGCUGCUGUCCUGCACCCCUAGGGUGCAAAGUCCUCCUCCCCCCAAAUUUGGGUGGGUCCUCAGUGGGAACCAUAGAGUGUGUGGGGGCUGCCUUCCUGGGCACGUGUUUCCCAAUGGGAAGUUGGAGGGGGGCUUUAAAAAAGGUUUCACCCCCUCCCUUGGCCUCCUGAUCUAGUGCUCAGGACCCCUCACCAUCAGGAAUUCCUUCUUGCCAUCUAACCUCAAUCCUGCCUGCUGCAGUUUCAGCCGACUUCCCUCUCUCCUGAGUUCAGUGGAGGUGGAGAAUGGCUGGUUUUCAUCUUCUCUGCACUGGCUGUUUAGAGAUUCAGGGACUCAG
Messenger RNA from Mirounga angustirostris (Northern elephant seal), 5290 nucleotides. It is a transcript of the gene TTBK1, whose product is annotated as tau tubulin kinase 1. The transcript is spliced from 13 exons. Gene Ontology annotation, cellular component: nucleus; cytoplasm. Gene Ontology annotation, biological process: peptidyl-tyrosine phosphorylation; signal transduction; peptidyl-serine phosphorylation. The record is from RefSeq and is a predicted model, not a curated record. The coding region runs from base 47 to 4270 and encodes 1407 amino acids. NCBI's taxonomy places the organism in Eukaryota, Metazoa, Chordata, Mammalia, Carnivora, Phocidae. Gene Ontology annotation, molecular function: protein serine/threonine kinase activity; ATP binding.